This is a messenger RNA of Trematosphaeria pertusa, 1443 nucleotides long. RefSeq lists its product as uncharacterized. The record is from RefSeq and is a predicted model, not a curated record. The transcript is spliced from 3 exons. Lineage: Eukaryota; Fungi; Ascomycota; Dothideomycetes; Pleosporales; Trematosphaeriaceae. The coding region runs from base 1 to 1443 and encodes 480 amino acids.
AUGAACAGGGCAAUCUUCACGUGUUUGCGCGUGGCGGGCAUCGCUCUGGCUUUCCAGCAGGUGGCGGUCGCGCAGACAUGCUACUACCCGAACGGCGACGAAGCCGCCGGCUCGGAGAAGCCAUGCUCGUCGGCAGAAGGGUCGGCCUGCUGCCCUGAUAAAUGGGAAUGUCUCGACAAUGGUCUCUGCUACUAUGAGCCGGACAAUCUCCAUGGGAGGUAUAGCUGUACAGACAAGAGCUGGAAGUCACCAGGCUGUCCUUCGAAUAUGUGCACUUAUGACAUGAGCGCUGGCGGCGGUGAAUCAAUCACCCAAUGUUCAAGCCACGAUAACCAAUGGUGCUGCAAUGCCGACGCCACCCAUGUCAAUUGCUGCCAGGAGAGCCCAGAGCCACGACCAUUCUUCGCUCUUCAGGACGGACAAGCAUAUGCGACUAUCGGCGGAUCAUCAGCAUCAUCAGUCCCAGACCUUGCGUCCAUCACUGGCCUUGCUACCGGCAGCGGUAGUGGCGGCGGUGCCUCAUCUACACCAGCACCUUCAAGCUCCGACUCACCCUCCUCAAACUCAGCCAACUCACCGUCCAAGAGCGCAGAGUCUACACCCGUAACCUCGCUCCAAACGAGCGUCGCGUCCGGCACUGCAGGAGUCUCCACCGUCAUCCAAACAGUCGUCACCCCAGCUCCUGUCCCCUCUUCCAGCUCCGGCCCCACCGCCACAUCCUCCAAGUCCAAGUCCAAAUCCAACAUCGGCCUCAUUGUCGGCUGCGCCGUCGGCAUCCCCCUCGCCCUCGCGCUAAUCGGCAUCCUCAUCUGGCUCCUCCGCAAGCGGCGCCACCAAAAGACACACCCCUACUCCGAAACCCCGGAUCCCUACAGCAAUGGCAGCGCCUCGCCCGAAUUUGCCGGCGGCGCGAAACUGCACAAGAACGGGGGCGCGACCAAGUACAGAUCCGAAUCCGACGGUCCCGGCAUGCCCGAACUCGCCGGCCAGGGCGUCGGCCCCGGCCGCCCGAUAUCGACCAUCAAGGGCCGCGCCGAACUAGAUUCGGGAGCCGGAUUCGUGCCGGGAACCACGCCGCACGCGCCGCAUCUUGUGGGACUGGGUGGCGGAAACGGCAUGACGGGUCACACGCCGCAGAGCAGCUGGGGAAGUGCGCCGCCGAUGUAUUCGCCGGGCAUGAACCAGGCGGCGUGGGCGCCGGGACACGCGCAGCAGAAUUCCAUGGGCUCGAUGCCGGACGGAGGAGCCGCGGGGGUGCGCGCGGAAGGCGGCGGGUAUAUCCCGUACCGGCCACCACCGGGGCAUGGCCCCGUGCCGCAGGAACUGGACACUACCGGUGGCGGCGGUGGACUGCACCAUGUGCCUGAGAUGGCGGAGCUGAGCACUGUCAGGACGCCCCCGGAGGCAGCGGAGUUGGGAACCGUGAGGACGCCGCCUGCUUGA